Molecule: messenger RNA, 1980 nt
Organism: Oryzias melastigma (Indian medaka)
Lineage: Eukaryota; Metazoa; Chordata; Actinopteri; Beloniformes; Adrianichthyidae
Product: flavin-containing monooxygenase 5
Exons: 11
Coding region: 163-1818 (551 amino acids)
Molecular function (GO): NADP binding; N,N-dimethylaniline monooxygenase activity; flavin adenine dinucleotide binding
Source: RefSeq, a predicted model, not a curated record
GGAAUUCCACUGGUUCUGGGAGGUCAUAGUCCUUUCUGUGCUGUGGGGUUACUCAUUAGGCAACAACUGAGCACACGCUGGUUUGCAGAAUGUUUUUGUGUGGCUGCUGCUGUGCAAGAUUUUGAAGAGCUUUCAUGAGGAGCUCUGGAACGUGGAUCAGGAAUGCCUCUUCGUGUGGCCGUGGUUGGGGCGGGCAGCUCAGGCCUGACUUGCAUUAAGGCCUGUGUUGAUGAGGGCUUGGAGCCUGUCUGCUUUGAAAGCAGUGAUGACAUCGGAGGCUUGUGGAAAUUUAAGGAGCUGUCUGAGCCAACACAAUCCAGCAUCUACCGCUCUUUGGUGGCAAACACCUCUAAAGAAAUGACAUGUUUCAGUGAUUUUCCCAUGCCGGAUGACUACCCAAACUACAUGCAUAAUUCCCAGCUGUUGCAGUACUUCAGACUCUAUGCUGAGCAUUUUAACUUAAUCAAAUACAUCAACUUUCAGACCACGGUGAGAAGUGUUACACAAAGACCGGACUUCUCUGUGUCGGGUCAGUGGGACGUAGUGACGACAAACAAAAGCGGAGAUCAACAGCAUUGGAUCUUUGACGCGGUUCUGGUGUGUUCAGGACACUACACCCAUCCAACUUUACCUCUGUGGGAUUUUCAAGGGCAGGAGGCUUUCUCUGGCAAAUGUUUGCACAGCUGGGAAUAUAAGGAUGCAGAGCUCUACAAAGGGAAGAGGGUGGUGGUGGUCGGCCUCGGCAACUCUGGAGGAGACAUCGCUGUAGAAAUCAGUAGAUCUGCAGAAAAGACAUUUCUCAGCACUCGACGUGGAGCCUGGGUAAUCGGUAGGAUGGCUGCCAACGGUCUUCCUCUGGACAUGACAGCCAUCACCAGGUUCAACGGUUUCAUAAUGCCGCUGCUUCCCCGGGCUUUUGUGAACUGGGUGACUGAAAGGGCACUAAACCAGAAAUAUGACCACAAACUAUAUGCUUUGAAACCCAAACACAGAUUUAUGGACAGAAGACCUUUGAUUAAUGACGAUCUUCCGGGCCGAAUCCUCCAGGGGGCGUUAGUCAUGAAGCCCAACCUGAAGGAGCUCAAGAGUACAUCAGCCGUGUUUGAAGACGGCUCACAGGAGGAGAACAUCCAUGCUGUGAUCUUUUGUACAGGUUACAAAGGAACCUUCCCUUUCCUGGACACCGCUCUGUCAGGAGGAACACACGGGGAGUUGAUAUUGUACAAAAGAGUCUUUCCACCCUCCCUGGAACACCCCACUUUAGCCGUCAUGGGUCUUUUCCAGGCUAAAGGACCAAUCAUCCCAGUAGUGGAGAUGCAGGCUCGCUGGGCUGUUCAGGUCUUUUCAGGUUCAAGCCGUCUUCCACCUAAAGAAAGGAUGCUAGAAGUCAUUGAGUCUGAUAGAAAUAGGAAUAUAAAAAGCUAUCCCUGCCCACAACAAGCUGCUCUACAGAUAGAUUACAUACCGUACCUGGAUUUCAUGGCUGCUGAGGUGGGUGCUCGGCCAAACCUCCUGAAGCUGCUCCUGACAGAUCCUGUGCUCUGGAUGAAUGUCUUCUUUGGUCCCUGCACCCCGUAUCAGUACCGCCUCACUGGACCUGGACAGUGGACAGGUGCUCGACGUGCAAUCCUGACUCAGUGGGAACGGGUCGCUAAACCUUUCAGGACCAGACCGGAGCUACAACCUGAGCCCAAGACACACUUUCUGUUUUCUCCCUGGUCAAUUGCACUUGUAGGAAGUGUGAUAGCAGCAGUGCUUUUGUCUCCCAUGAUGCAACAUGCAGCUUUCCUGGGGAACUCUUAUCUCCCUGGCUUUUGACAUGGAUAAGAGGAUCCAUUGUAAUAAAGAUACAUAAAUAAAAGCAGGUCAACUAAUUACAUUUUAAGCUUGUGGUUUACAUUUUAUUUAUCCCUCCUGUCAUGUUUGGGUCAAAUCUGACCAAUUUACAACCUAAAACCCUCAUAAAUGUUGUGUCUUUCA